Messenger RNA from Symbiodinium sp. CCMP2592, 6189 nucleotides. The record is from the annotation of a GenBank genome assembly. NCBI's taxonomy places the organism in Eukaryota, Dinophyceae, Suessiales, Symbiodiniaceae.
AUGGGAUCCGGGCCAUCCGUGGCCGUGCGUGAUGAGAAGCUGCGCGCAGACAUUGCAGUCAAGCUCCAUGCGGCCAAGCGGGCUCGGCACGAUGCUCGUGCAAACAGAGCAGUCAUGCAAGAUGCCUUCGAUGCCGUGGGUCCAGAUUCGGCGGGGUCCGUGAGCUAUCCGCAAUUCAAACGCGCCUCCGAGCGCUUGGGUAUGCGGGUGUCCGAGAAGCAGCUCAAAGCCGCCUUCGCUCCCUUCGAGGUGCUCCACAGCGGUCGCCUGACCUGCGCCGAGUUCAUCGAGUUUGUUUGCAGCGAUGAGACCGCCAGACCAACAUCGAAAACUGCUGCAGCGGGGCGCCGUCCCUCUCACGUCGGCGGCAAAGCAGGCGGCGCGGCCCAUGCCAGCAAGGACAAGCUGACAGACUCUUCCGAGAGUGGCCUGCGGCGGUCGGCAGCACGAAUCGCUGAUGUCAUCUUCGAAAAGGAGAUUGACCUGCGAAACGCUUUCAAGCAGUGGGACCUCAAGAAAUGCGGUGGUCUCGAUGAAGAGGAGUUCCAGGGCGCUCUUACAAGCCUGGGCUUCGAUGCCACUCCCGAAGUCACAUCUGCCGUGUUCAAGGCCUUCGAUCUGAAAGGGGACGGACGAGUUUCCUGUUGGGAGUUCACGAGGGGCCUCCACAACUUGCAAGCGGCCGCAGAGGCCACGGCCACUGAGGAGGAGCGACGCGCACGCAGAGAUAGAAAGAAGGCCUCGGCACUGCACAAGCAGGCAGCUGCACUGACCGUGGUGGGUGCAGGUCUAGGGGGAGGACACCUGCCCGAGGCCACGGCUCUGUCCGGUGCCAUAGCAGAAGGCAAUGCUGCGCACCUCCGGAAAGCGCUGCACGAUGCCGAGAAGGUCGGCAUCGCGCCGGAGGAGCUCGAGGCAGCACGGUCCAAGCUGCAAGAUCUAGAGGAGAAGGAAGCCGCGCAGGAUGAGCUCGAAGAUGCCUUGGAGAUGCCGCGGAGCUCUGCGAGGCUCCGGCGGGCGCUCGAGGAUGCCCAGUCGGCGGGCCUCGGCGAGGCAAGCUUGGCAGAAGCACGGAAAGCGCUGGCCCGGGAGGAGUGGAGGGAUCAAGUUAGACAGCGCCUACAAGAGGCUAUGCGGAGUCGCGAUGUGGAGCACCUUAAAGAAGCUAUAGAAGAUGGAGAGGCAGCCAGCUUGCCCGAGGAGGAGCUCGCCCCUGCACGUCAGAUCUUGGCCGAAGAAGAGCGGAAGGCUCGAGCAAAGGGAGCACUGCAGGAAGCAAUGGAUGCUGGUGACGAAGCCCGCUUGCAAGAGGCAAUUUCGUUGGCACAGAGGGCCGGCGUCGAUGCCUGCGAGAUUGCGCGAGCCAGAGAUCUCCUCGCCGCACUGGGACACAGGAAGGCUGCGGACCAGGGCCUGAGAGAUGCCAUCAGCACAAGGGAUCCUGCAAUGCUGCAGCGUGCCAUUGAGUUCGGUCGACAGAACGGUGCCAAUGACUCCCUUGUCCAAGAUGCCCAAAGGGUGUUGGAAGAUGUGAUGCGAAAGAGUGAAGCACAGGCAAAGCUGAGAGCAGCAAUGGAAAGUCAGGAUGCUGUGAAGUUGCAAGAUGCGCUUGAAUUCGGCAACGGGCUCCUUGCAGAAGAAGAAAUGCAACCUGCAAGGAUAAUGCUCGCAGGCUUGGAGCGCAAAUCAUUGGCACGCAAAGAGCUCGCAGAUGCCAUUGCUACGAAAGAUCCUGCGCAGCUUCGCUCGGCCUUGGAUGUCGGUGAAGCAGCAGGUCUGUCUGCAGAUGAGCUGAUGCCUGCACGCCAGCUCUUGGGCCAGGAAAACCGCAAGACUGCGGCGAGAGAAGCUCUGAAUGCAGCCAUCGCAGGCAGUGACACUUCGCGUUUGCAGGCAGCCAUCGUCGAGGCGGAAACUGCGGGACUUCCAGAUGCAGAAAUAUCGCAAGGUCGUGCUGCGCUGGCGAAGUUGGAGGCACUGGCCAGAGCAAGACGGGAGCUGCAAGAAGCCGUUACUGCGCGGGACCCUCGCCUACUGCAAGAAGCCAUGGUCAGAGCACAGGCUGCGGGGAUUUCGGAGGAGGAGCUGGCAGCAGCCAGAGCCUGCCUGGAGGAGGAGCUGCGAAAGCAAAGGGCCAGAGAGCAGCUGCGUCAAGCAGAGCAGAGCGGUGAAGCUUCCGAACUGCGUGCAGCCCUGGCAGAGGGGAAAUCUGCCAAACUUGCGGCUUCCGAGCUGGCGGCAGCGCAGAGUGCCUUGAACCUUGCGGAGAAGCAGCUUGCAGCCCGGACGCGCUUGCAGGAAGCUGUGAAGUCUGGCGACAUAGCAGAGCUGCGCGCAGCCUUGGAGGAGGCAGAGUCUGCAGGGCUCUCGGAAGACGAAAUUCAGCCUGCGAGGCAGGCAUUGAGCAGAGAAAGUGGGAAGCUCGUCGCAAGGCGGCGCUUGCAAGAUGCAGUUGCCAGCAGAGAUCGCCAGGCCUUGCGCGUGGCCUUGGAUGGUGCAGAAGCAGCAGGACUCGAAGCGGAGGAUCCGCAGUUCGUCGAAGCAGCAAGGAAGACUCUGGAAGAAGUCGAGCGACAAGAGGCGGCAUCGCAAGCACUUCGUGCUGCUUGCACAUCCGGUGAUGCAGAUGCGCUUAGGGCAGCGAUAGAGGAAGCGCGUGCUGCAGGAGUGCGUGCGCACGAGAUUUCAGAGGCCGAGGCCGUCCUGCAACGCCUCGAUGGAAAGGAUGCCGCCCGGCGCUUGUUGAGGCAAGCGGUGGCUUCUCGAAACGCGGAGGAAUUACGGAAUGCCCUGAUUGCGGGCGAGCGGGCGGGCCUUUUUGGGCCUGAGCUCGAGGAGGCGAAGCAAGCCUUGGCUGAGGAGGAACGCUGUGCGUCUGCACGGCAGGCUUUGCAAAAAGCCCUCGUGACCCGAAACAGAGAGGCCCUCCAGGAGGCUCUGCGCCAGGGUGAGGCGGCGGGGUUGCCAGCCAAAGAGCUCGAGGCUGCACGGGCCGCACUUGGGGCAGAAGAUGCCAAAGCCAAAGCACGCACCAGGCUGCAAGCUGCCAUUAAGGCCAAAGACAUUGGGCAGUUGCGAGGAGCCAUCGCGACGGCAGAACGAACCGGCUUGACUGCUGAGGAAAUACGCCCAGCCAAAGACAUGCUACGCGAGCUGGAGAACAAGGAGCUGGCGAAAAAGAAGCUUCGCGAAGCACUCGCUUCUCGAAAUGUCGAAGCUCUGAGGGCCGCAAUAAGCAAGGGCGAAGCUGCUGGCUUAAGUGAAGACUUGGAAGAAGCUCGUCGGGUCCUGGCAGAGGAAGAGGCAAAGCAGGCCGCCAGGAAGGCGUUGCUGGAUGCAGAAGCUGGCGAUAGCAUUCCGCACCUACAGGCGGCCUUAGAAGCGGGUCGCAGCGCGGGGCUCCGGGCGGACGAGUUGGCACCGUCCAUGCGGCGAUUGGAAGAGUUGCAGAGGAGAGAAGAGGCGAGCAAAGCACUGGAAGAGGCGAUGAGGCAAGGAACAAUCGAAGAUCUGCGAGAAGCCCUGAAGCGAGCUGAGCUGGCUGGCGUCAGUGCUCUCCUUCUCGACGAUGCUCGGGAGUUGUUGCGCCGUCGUGAGCAGCAGUCGAAUGCAAUGCAAAGCUUGCAGAAUGCAGUGACGUCCGGUGACAUGGCUGAGCUGCGUGCAGCUAUACGCCAAGGGCAGGCUGCUGGUCUUCCAGCCGACAGUAUGACUGCUGCCAUGGAGAAGCUGGCUGAACUGGAGGAGGCUGAAUCGAGGAAGCAGCAGCAAGAGGCAGAGAGGCAGCGAGAGCUAGAACGACAGGCGAUGUUAGAGCAGGCGAGGAAAGACCAUGCCACAGAGAUGUUGGCGGAGGCUUGCAAGUCCCGCGAUGUUUCCAGCCUUCGAGCGGCCAUUGAUGCCGCACACAAGGCAGGACUGGAUGGUCACGAGCUGGAAGAGGCCACGAAGGUUUUGGCGGAGGAGGAGGCCAAAGCUGCAGCUCGAAGUCUUCUGGAAUCCGCCGUGGCCUCCGACGACGUCGAGCGUCUGCGUGAGGCUCUGCGGCGAGGUGAGCUGGCGAAGUUGGAGGAAGCCGAGAUGGAGGCCUGCCGUCGAGCGCUCGCGCAAGCCGAAGCACGUGCACGGGCACGGCAAAGCCUGCGCAAGGCCCUGUCAGACGAAGCCGAGGGUGGCCGAUUGGAGGUGUUGGAAGCCGCUUUGAAGGCCGGUCAGGAGACAGGCUUGGGGGGAGAUGGCAACGAGGCUGAUGCAUCACUGAUGGCGACUGCCCGCCAGAGGGCGGAUGAGGAGGCUGCAAAGGUGCAGCUGCAAGCAGCGAUUGCAGCGGAGGACGCAGAGGAGCUGAGGCGAGCCAUUGACUUCGCAAGCAGAACAGGCUUCACAGGGCAAGCUCUGGAAGAUGCUCAGAAUCUUCUGCAAACCCUUCUUGCAAGAGAGGCUGCGAAAAAGGAGCUGAAGGAGGCUUGCCAAUCCGCGGACCUUGAUCGCUUGCAGGCCGCGUUGGAGUCUGCAGAGCAUGAGGGGCUAGCAGACGCAGAGAAGAGUGAAGCCUUGGAGAAGCUUCGUGAACUCCAGCGACGGGCCACGGCAGCUCGCAGGCUGAAAGACGCGAUGGAGUCUGGCGAGGUGCACGCGCUCAGGGCUGCUCUCCACGAAGGGGCGGAAGCUGGUGUGGCUCCGGAAGACAUGGAGGCGGGCAAGGUCGCCUUGGCCCAGAGCGAGGAGAGAGCACAGCUGCGGCGUGCACUGCAGGCCGCGCAGCACGCCGCGUCGCAGUCACCAGCCGAACCGGAAGCUCCAGCCACAGCAGCCGCAGCCACACCGGAGCCGGAGAGAGCACCAAGAUCACCAGCGAAGUCGGACGCACGGCCGCCAAGCACAGGUGAGCAGAUGGUGCAAACACUCGAUUCCUCCACCAAAGCUCGGUCGGCUCGCUGCACUCCCACCUCGCAGACCAGACUUUUCGAGAAGAGCGAGUACAUGUUUAAGAAGACCGUGCUGGGAUCGGAUCUGAGCGACGAGGAGGUGAUGAAGAGUUUUCGACAACGGCUGCGGAAACUUUGUGUUUCUCCUGCCGAGGCCUUGUCUGAGUGCAUGCAGAUGCCUGCCGUCGCCAAUGCGGGAAACUGCGAUGGCUCUUCCUUGCCUCCCGUCGAUGCAGAUGUCGUGGCGGCUUUUGCAGAGCAGCUCCAGCUUUCAAUCGAUCAGCCUCGAACAUUGAAACUCUUGUCUGGCCUUGGAGAUGGAGCUGGAGAUGGCACGACCGUCUCUGUUAGCGAAUUUCUGAAUGCUCUCCAGGGCAGCGGCGGUCAAGGCCAAGGCCCAUCCCGAGGGGAUGCACAGCCCGGGGCCGGGGCCCCUGGCCCUGGGGGCCCUGGGGGCCCGGCGGGGGAUACCAUAAAGCUGGGGAGCGGGGCGCUGACUGGAGCCCAUGCAGCCGCCGCAGCCAGGGAGGAAAGGAAGCGGGAGUUGAUGCAGCAGUCGAAGCCCAAAGAGCACCUGCGGCAGUUGGUCCUUCAACAGCGGGUGAGCCAGCUCAGUCACAAGGAAGCUCAGCUGGUCACGAACCUCAGGGAGGCCUUGUUUGAACGAAGAUCCAACAUGCAGAAGAUGUUCAAGAGCAUCGACCUCAACGACGACGGGAUUGUGACCUUGGAAGAGUUUCUUCAUGCUUUGGAGGGUGCCGGGGUGGCAUUGGGGCACGAAAUCGAUCGCGCCCGUGCGCAAGUGACAGACGAGGAGGCUGCACGAAUGUUAGCCUACUUCGAUCGCAGCGGCAGUGGGUUCCUCCACUACAACGAGUUCAUGCGGCUGCUGCAGGGCACUCUGGACUUGGCUCCCGAGGCCCCCUCUGACUUGGAGCUGGCACGCAGGAUUCCCGAUAUCGGCGACUAUCGAGGUCAAGCAGGGAGGCAGUCCGUCGACUUGAGCGGCACAGGCUUGAUUCGAGCCGCUGCAGGCUUACACGGCGCCAGGUCUCCUGACGAGCAAACUGUGCAGAACACUUUUGCCAAGUGGGACGUGAACUGCGAUGGCAAGAUAUCCGAACGAGAGCUUCUAACAGUUCUCAGAAAAGUGGACCCCAAAAUCAGAGACAAGGAUGUGCGAAUCCUCUUCGAGAAAGCCGACUGCAAUGGUGACGGCUUGAUUGACUACCAGGAGUUCGUGGCGUGGCUCUUUCACUGA